Molecule: messenger RNA, 923 nt
Organism: Frankliniella occidentalis (western flower thrips)
Lineage: Eukaryota; Metazoa; Arthropoda; Insecta; Thysanoptera; Thripidae
Gene: Ms
Product: myosuppressin
Exons: 3
Coding region: 111-434 (107 amino acids)
Source: RefSeq, a predicted model, not a curated record
GCUCACCAAACUCACCAGGCUCACCAGACUCACCAGGCUCCCCGAGACUCAACAGGAUCAACAGGAUCACCAGGGUCACAUAGACUCCAGCUCCAGCCCUAACUCACAGGAUGCGCUGUCUGCCGGUGCUGUCCCUCUGCGCGGUGUUCGCGGCGGUGCUGCUGGCGACCGGGGCGCCCCGCGGGGCCCAGGGGAUGGCGCUGCCCCAGUGCCACCCCUCCGUGCUGCAGACGGGCUCGGACCGCAUCCGCAAGGUGUGCGCCGCGCUGUCCACCAUGUACGAGCUGUCCAGCGCCAUGGAGUCGUACCUGGACGACAAGGGGACGCUGCAGAGUGAGUCCGAAGUGUUACGGGAGAACGCCCCACUUGUCGACAGCGGAGUGAAGAGGCAAGACGUGGACCACGUCUUCCUGAGGUUCGGCCGCCGUCGCUAAGUCCUGGGCCACUACACCAAGCGGCUCGCCGAGCGGCGCGGUAGUCUUCAGCCGCCUUCUGUUGUCUCUACAAAGUAUUGUUUUCGACUGGCCCCGUGGAUCGUUGUAGAAAGUCAAUUUUUUGUUAUCCGAAACUGAUGCCGAUGUCUUGAGAUCAUUUCCAGAUCUUUCAUCACUGUCCCCAAUUUACUUACCGCUCUCUCAUGUAAUCUCUUUGAGGCUGUCCGAAAAGAACUGUUGCAGCUUGGAGUGAUGGUCAUGGACCCACCCCAUCACUCUAAGCUACUACUUUCUCUUCCGACAGGUUUGUUUUAAUUUAUAAAUGGUAUGGUAAUUUGGAGACUUAGAUUAAAUAUUAGAUUUGUAAAUAUAAAAGCCUUAGAAGAGGUUCAGCAUGGUGAGAAAUAAGGCUCCUAUGCUGUCAGGAUGUAAUCCCUUGAGAGUAACAUUUUUUAACAGUGUCAAUAAAGGUACAUAAAGGUGUUAAAA